Messenger RNA from Plodia interpunctella (Indianmeal moth), 9171 nucleotides. It is a transcript of the gene ChiR1, whose product is annotated as Chitinase 10. Gene Ontology annotation, molecular function: chitin binding; chitinase activity. Bases 191 to 8794 code for a protein of 2867 amino acids. NCBI's taxonomy places the organism in Eukaryota, Metazoa, Arthropoda, Insecta, Lepidoptera, Pyralidae. The transcript is spliced from 51 exons. Gene Ontology annotation, cellular component: extracellular region. Gene Ontology annotation, biological process: carbohydrate metabolic process; chitin catabolic process. The record is from RefSeq and is a predicted model, not a curated record.
AGAAAAGCGCGAUGACUCCAAGGUAUUUAACAUUACGAGAGCCGCGCGCCGCCCGCUCAGUCGACCGGCACCCGCGACCACGCCGGCCCAUGUCGAGAUCUUCCCCAAAAACAUAUAUUAUCCUUUCACUAUAAACAUUUUAAAUUCACUAGAUCGUCGGAGCAUUUGUGGAUAAGGAAUAUUCCCCAUUAUGGGGCAAUUUAUUUGGUAUGGCAUCCUGGCGCUGCUGCUGCACGUCCAUGCUUCGCCGUCACCAUUCGCAGAGCAGCACUCCUUUCUACGUAGCGCUGUAGAAACCAUUCCACAGCACGAACCAAUUCCUUUGCCAAUUCGUGCUUCUGUUGAAAGUAUACCUUUAAGAAGCCUCCGUAACGACGGAGACCGACGACUUCCACUACGUGAUGCUGUGGAAAAACGGCCUAUUUCUCUAAAGACUUCCAACAGCUUUCUGCCAUAUGAAGAGACAAAUGAACAUGAAGUUGAAGAUCUUCGAAGCAGUACAAGAUUUUACGGAGCAGCUAGUCAUUUAAACAAUGUCUCUACCAACGCUGAGCGUCUUCAUCAUGGAAAUGCUAACCUUCAAGAAAUGCAACAAACGAGUUCGGCCAGGCGCCUGGUCAUCUGCUACAUGCAAUCAUGGGCGGCCUAUCGCGCUCCUCCUCUCGCAUUCACCGCCAGCCUUAUUCCGAAGUCUUGCACCCAUCUGCACUACGCAUUCGCUGUAAUGCACCCUCACACAUACGCAGUUACACCAGCUAAUGAAGAUUACGAUAUUAUAAAAGGUGGUUACCGUAUCGCAACGGGGUUAAAGCGUCGUAACCCUGGACUCCGAGUAAUGAUCAGUAUUGGUGGAGAUGGCACGGAUCGUCUGUUUAGUGAAAUGGUACAAAGUCAACAUGGCCGCUAUAAAUUUGUUGAAAGCGCAGUAAAUUUCCUGCGUGAACAUGAUUUUGAUGGACUCGAUCUGAAUUGGGUGUACCCUGGUGAAAAAGAUGACAGGGAGAAAGACUUACUCACUUCACUAUUAUACGAAUUGCGAGAAAAGUUUUCACCAGAAGGAUUUCUGCUGUCAACUGUCCUACCGCCGUUCAGAUAUCAAAUAGAAGAUGGGUAUGAUCUGAGCGCAGUGAGUGGCGCGACAGACUACGCUAUCUUGCAAGCCUGGGACAUGACUCAUGGUCGGAGGGACGAGGUCCCGUCGAGGGCUGUGCAGCACAGCGCAUUGCAUCGUGACCCGGGAGCUGCGUCCAGAGAUCAGAGAUAUGAUAAUAUUGAAUUCAUGGUCAAAUAUAUAACAAAACACGGCAUGGCGCCAGAGAAGCUGGUCCUCGGAGUGCCCCUGUUCGGUCGCAGCUACACAUUGGACAAGUCGUCAGCUCCCGUCCCAGGGGCUCACGUGGUCGCGUGGGGGGAGGAGGGACAGUACACACAGACCAGAGGAAUGUUGGCUUAUUUUGAGAUAUGUAUGGCUGAACGAGAAAGUAGAGGGAUGAGUAACGUAGAUGAAGCUGGCAAUUCUUACGCAGUGUUUGAUGAUCAAUGGGUUACAUUUGACACGCCCAACACUGUGGCAGAAAAGAUGAGAUUCGUCAAAUUUUCUGGAUUAGCCGGCGCCGCUGCCUGGUCUGUGGACAUGGAUGACUUCCGUGGCCUCUGUGGCUCUCCUUUCCCAAUAUUAAGCGCGAUAGCCACAGCUCUCAAUGGUGAAUCUGUACCUGGUCAAUCCACGUUGAAGAUUGGGUCGUGUGAAUCUAACACGCCAUACUUGGCAUCUGAUGAGGAGUCCUGUGCUCAUUUCCACUUCUGUAGCGGCGGCAUCAGCUACAGAAUUAUGUGUGAAGAAGACCGUCUGUACGACCCAUCGACAGGUUUUUGUGGUCAUCAAGAUCCGACUAAGUGCAUCCCUGGACAGACGCUUAGGAUAAGCGUCAGUGACGCGGCUCGGUUCCUGUCGCAAGUCUACGAAAUUGAUUUUGUUUGGAGCCUUGAAAGACAAAAGGAAUCUUCGAAUCCAGAACAAAGCAUGUCAGCUGCACUGCUAGAGAAAAAGAGUAAGGACAACAACAAAAAGGUGAUAUGUUACAUGACCAGCUGGGCAUUUUACCGGCGCGGCGACGGCAAGUUCGUGCCAGAACAGAUCGACUCCAGACUCUGUACCCAUGUGGUCUACGCCUACGCCUCCCUGUCUCCUAACGACCUGGUCGCUAAGGAGUUUGACCCGUGGACUGAUCUUACGAACAAUCUCUACGAGCGUGUAACAUCUCUGAAGGACGUGAGUGUCCUGUUGGGUCUCGGAGGGUGGACGGAUUCGGUAGGAGACAAAUACUCGCGUCUCGUGUCAUCUGGCUCUGCUCGAGCAAAAUUUAUUGAAAAUCUACUCGUAUUUCUACGCAAGCACAAUUUCAACGGUCUUCAUCUUGACUGGAAUUAUCCAGUUUGUUGGCAGAGUAAUUGCAAAAAGGGAGCCGCUUCCGACAAAAGAAAUUUUGGUUUAUUUGUUCAGGAGUUGUCAAAAGCUCUUCACGAAGUUGACAUGGAGCUGGGCGUGGCCAUAUCUGGCUACAAGGAGGUGAUAGACGUGGCGUAUGACUUCCCGGCGAUAUCGAAGGCUGCAGAUUUCAUGAGCGUCAUGACGUACGACUACCACGGCGGCUGGGAACGCAAGGCAGCUCAUCACACGCCUCUUGUCCCUCCACCUAAUGACCCUCUUGCUCACUACUCUAUUGAGUACGCAAUCAAAUCAAUAAUAAACGCAGGUGCUGAUCCGAAAAAGUUACUACUUGGCCUAUCAUUUUACGGUCAGUCCUUUAGACUAGCAGAUGUGGAGGCCGGAGGCAGGCCCGGGGCGCCGGCGGCUGGCCCCGGUGAACCUGGCGAGUUCACUAAACAGCCCGGGAUGUUAUCUUAUUACGAAAUCUGUUACAGAGUGAAGAGUUUACGCUGGACGACGGGACGUCAAGACAAUGCUGGUCCAUACGCAUAUUCCGAUAGUCAAUGGGUCGGAUAUGACGAUCCGAAAUCCAUCAAAGAAAAGGUAGAGUGGGCGAUGCGACAAGGAUUAGGUGGCGUGAUGGCAUGGGCUAUCGACCUGGACGACUUCGACAAUCGGUGCUGCACUGAGCCGUCACCUCUGUUGCGAGCCGCCGGCAGAGCCCUAGGCCGAGCCGUGCCCUCUCCCCCCACAGCCGCGUGUGAGCGACCACCACAACCCGUAACUCCUGCUCCUCCCACCACUACUACUAUCGAAUCCGAUGGUUCUAUCGGAGGAUCGACGGUACCUGUAAGCCAUGACCACGACCAUCAUACAUCGACCACGUGGCCGAGCUGGAACCCCGCACCUACCACCCCGAGCACAGCACAAACAUGGUGGCCAGUGGCAUCAACUACUACCUCAACAACUACCACGACUACUACCACUACAACAACUACCACGACAACCAGACGCCCCACAACACAGCCUACACAACAAGUCACAGGUAUACUAGAAGGUUCUUCCUGCCGGGCGGGCGAAUACAACGCCGCCCCGGGAGACUGCGGCGGCUACCUGCAGUGCGAGGGUGGGCAGUGGAGGAAACACCGCUGUGCGCCCGGGCUGCACUGGGCGGCGGCCGUCCACCGCUGCGACUGGCCCAGCUUCGCCAAGUGUAAAGAAAAACCAACAAACGAGGCGAGCACGGCGACCACGACGCUAGCACCAAUAACGUCACGACCUCCGCAGACGACUACCACCACAACCACCACGCAGAGGCCCACGCCUAGGCCAACUACCUCUACAACAACGUUACCGCCUGCUACUUCUAGUCCAAGGGAAGGUGGACCGUGUACGGGAGACGGCUAUCAUGCAGAAGCUUCAAAUUGUAACGCAUAUCUACACUGCGAUGGCUACUUGUGGCGACUGCAGCACUGCGCUCCCGGACUACAUUGGAGCGUUAAGGAGAAGCAGUGCGAUUGGCCCAAGUAUGCCAAGUGCCAAGAUACAACACCGAGGCCUACGAUAGCCACACCACGACCAACUCGUCCACCCAGGCCGUCAACACCAGCAGUUAUUCCAUCGGGCGACAGGCCGGAAGAAAGCCAAGAAUGUAGUUCGAGCGACUCCCACGCACCAGCCAGUACUUGCGACUCGUACCUGCUAUGCGUGAGCGGUCGCUGGAGGAAGCAGCGGUGCCCACCCGGCCUGCAUUGGGAUAAGCGCACCAGCCGAUGCGACUGGAUCGAGUUCGCCAUGUGUGAAGGAGUAAAACCUGGGACUAAGUCUACAAUGCGACCUACAACGUAUACUACUACGACGACACGAAGGCCCACUACAAUUACCACUAAGAAACCGACAGAAACUGAGGAAACACAUCGACCGGCCGCAGGUUGCAUGACUGGAACAUACCACGUACAUCCAAAAUGCGAAAAAUUCUACGUCUGCGUGAACGGAGUCCUGGUAGCGCAGAGUUGCGCGCCCGGGCUGGUGUGGCGACCCGACCGCACGCAGUGCGACUUCCCCAGCUCCACCACCUGUACCGACCGCCGGCAGUUCCUGUCUGCUGCCAUGGUUGAUAAGCCUGAUAUGAUUAUGCAGAAUAGCGAACCAGAAGCAUCAUGCGUAAAUGGUGACUAUUCAAUGUAUCCCGGAGACUGCUCGCGUUAUCGUCAUUGUCUCUUCGGGAGAUACGAAGAAUUCUCUUGUAUAAAAGGCCUCCACUGGAAUCAGGAAAAGCGAAUUUGCGAUUGGCCAAACAAUUCGAAAUGCAAACCAGUACAAACUACUCCUAAACCAGUAGCAAUAGAUCCGAUACCGGGGAUUCCUCAUAAGCCGAUCCAUCACAUAGACGACAACGCAUAUAAACCUUCACAAGGGACAUUAUUAAAUACAAAUGUUAAGCCCGAACUACUAAAUUCUCGUUAUAAGCUGGUGUGCUACUACACCAAUUGGUCGUGGUACCGACCUGGCAUCGGAAGCUACGUGCCUGAGGAUAUUGAUUCAACGCUGUGCACCCACAUCGUGUAUGGAUUUGCUGUCCUGGGAUCAGAUGGGCUCAUUACAGCUCACGAUUCAUGGGCUGACUACGACAAUGAUUUUUAUAAACGCGUGGUGGCCUAUAAACGAUACGGGAUCAAAGUUUCGCUAGCUAUUGGCGGGUGGAAUGACUCUGCUGGUGAUAAAUAUUCUAAACUAGUAAACGAUCCAUCAGCGAGGGCCAAUUUUGUAAGCCACGUUGUACAAUUCAUAGAACAAUAUGGUUUUGAUGGAUUAGAUCUUGAUUGGGAAUACCCCAAGUGCUGGCAGGUCGAUUGUUCAAAGGGACCAGACUCGGACAAAGAAAGCUUUGCAGACUUCGUCCAAGAACUAUCAGCGGCAUUGAAGCCCAGAGGCCUUCUUCUAUCAUCAGCUGUUUCACCCAACAAGAUGGUUAUUGAUGUAGGAUACGACGUUCCUAUCCUUGCCAAAUACCUUGACUGGAUCGCCGUCAUGACAUAUGAUUACCACGGACAAUGGGAUAAGAAAACAGGACAUGUCGCACCUUUAUAUUAUCAUCCUGAUGAUGACAAUACAUACUUUAAUGCUAACUACACAAUUCAUUAUUGGAUGAAAAAAGGAGCUCCAGCCUCAAAACUAGUAAUGGGAAUGCCUUUAUACGGGCAAACUUUCACCACAGGCACUCAGUGGGAUACUGCUCCGGAUCUAGCCGCAAGAAUUAAUGCCACGGGUCUGAACGUUCCUGCUGUAUCUGGUGGUGAAGCAGGAGAAUAUACUCGAGCUAAAGGUUUCCUUGCUUAUUACGAGAUUUGUGAAAAAAUAAACCACAACGGCUGGAAGGUUGUAAAAGAUCCAUACCAACGAAUGGGUCCAUACGCUUACAAAGGAGACCAAUGGGUAUCGUUUGAUGAUGUUGAUAUUAUUAGGGAGAAGGUGAACUUCAUCAAGUCUAAAAACUUGGCUGGUGGAAUGGUGUGGGCCCUAGAUCUUGAUGAUUUCCGAAACAGGUGCGGUCAGGGAAAACAUCCACUUAUGAAUGCUAUCAAAAAAGCCCUAUUAGAUCCAAGAAUAGAACCGGAUACAGUGCAGAUACAAUCCACAUCAGAGACUUCUAAUAAACUGGAUGAUGAUUUACAAGAUAUUGAAGUAAGACCUGGCAUAAAACCAACAUCUAUGCCAAUAAAACCCACAGUGCAAAUGGAUUCUAUAGUUGCAACGACAAAAAGGCCGACAUCCACCAUUGUCAUGAAGGAAGAGCGCUAUAAGGUCAUCUGUUAUUACACAGCUUGGUCUUGGUACAGACCAAGUGGUGGCAAGUACACGCCAUCUGACGUCGACCCAUCUUUAUGUACACAUGUAGUGUACGCAUAUGCGACCCUCGAUGCUGACGACCUCGUCAUCAAACCGCAUGACAUAUGGCUGGACGUAGAAAACAAAUUCUAUCAACGCGUGGUGUCCCUGAAAGCCCGUGGUGUGCGAGUGUUACUGGGCUUGGGUGGCUGGGACGACUCCGUGAUGAAUAAGUACUCGCGUCUCGUCAAUAACGAAGCCGCCCGAAGGCGAUUUGUAGUACACGCGGUGGACUUCCUCGAACAAUACGAGUUUGCUGGACUGGACCUCGACUGGGAGUACCCCAAGUGUUGGCAGGGACUAUGCAACAAAGGCCCAAGUUCUGACAAAAAAGGAUUCGCUGAAUUAGUGAAGGAGCUACGUUCUGCAUUCAAUUCCCGAGGCUUAUUGCUAUCUGCAGCAGUAUCAGCCAAUCAACGCAUCAUUGAUGUCGCGUACGAUAUCCCGACCCUUUCCGCCAACUUGGACUGGAUCGCGCUCAUGACAUACGAUUACCAUGGCCACUGGGAGAACAAAACCGGGCAUCUCGCUCCCAUGUACGCGCAUGAGAGAGAUGAAGACUCCUCCUUGAACACAAAUUCCACCGUUCACUACUGGAUAGAGAAAGGUGCCGCUAGACAGAAGUUAAUAAUGGGUGUACCAUUUUAUGGACAGUCAUUCUCGCUAGAUUUAACAGACACAUCUAAUACUGGGUUUGGUGCGCUGUCUUUCGCUGGAGGAAAUGCCGGAGAUGAAACUAGAGCUAGGGGUUUCUUGUCGUUCUACGAGAUAUGUGAUCGAAUAAAACUAGAUGGGUGGCGAGUUGUCAGAGAUCCUGGGGGUCGCAUGGGUCCGUAUGCUACUCUCGAGGAUCAAUGGGUCUCGUUUGAUGACGACUUCAUGAUACGGCAUAAAGCAGAGUAUGUCCAUGCCAUGGGCCUCGGCGGCAACAUGGUUUGGGCCUUGGACCUUGACGACUUCAAGGGCCAACACUGCGGCUGCGGGAAGUCCCCUCUUUUGGCUAACAUCAAUUUCGUUCUACGUGGACGAGAACAGCCACCGCCAUGCCCUCUAGAACCCCUUCAAGUAAUACCAAUGACUACUAGCAUCCCCAGUAUCUCUUCCGCCAAACCUCAACAUGAUGAAGAGAACAAGGAGACAGAUUCUGGUGACUCUGAGUGUUCUGGAGGAUUCAAGCCUCACGAAACUGACUGUAGUAAAUAUUAUUUCUGCAUGAAUGGGAUGUAUAUGGAACUGAGUUGUUCUCCUCCGUCUGUUUGGAACAAGGAUCACUGUGACUUGCCCGAGAAUACUCAAUGUCAAAGCAGGAAAACACAUUUGAGCUUGAGGCUCAAUGAAGAUACUGAAAAGAAACCGAUUUUAGCGUGUUAUUUUACAAACUGGGCAUAUUAUAGGAAGGCCGAAGGUAAAUUUGGCCCAGAGCAGGUGGAUCCAACGCUAUGCACUCAUAUUGUGUAUGCCUGGGCGCGGCUCAAUUCGACAGCAAACACAAUUGUUUCAGGAAUGCCAGAACUAGACAUAAACAAUGAUUUCUACGGCAAAAUAACUGAACUUAAACAUAAAGGCGUGAAAAUCAUUAUUGGCAUCGGUGGCCUUGAAGAUUCUGAAGAUGAAAAAUGGAAUGAAAUGGCGCAUAGCUUUAAAAACAGAAAAAUCUUUGUCAACUCAGUAUUAAAAUUCUUAAAAAGAUGGAAAUUCGAUGGCUUGCAGAUAGCUUGGCAAUAUCCUGGUUGCAAUCAAGUUCCAUGCAAUGACUUCGACAUCACGGCUAAGGAAAGCUUUAGUCAUCUUCUAACAGAUUUAUCUAAGGCACUAAGCCCCCAUGACUAUGAGUUGUCAGCCAUGGUAUCAUCGACACCUGACAUCGCCUUUCUGUCAUACGAACCCGAAAUACUCUCAGUUACAUUAGACUGGAUAGUGAUCGCGGCUAAUGACUAUUACGCCUCUACCACUGGACAGACAGGAUAUUUGGUACCUUUGGAGACCAGCGAAAUGGCUGGAAUUAAUAGUUUCAAUGCAUCACUAGCUUACUGGGCGAGCAUAGUUCCCGAGAAGAUGCUAGUAAUGGGCGUACCGGCCUAUGCCCGCUCUUACACACUCCGCACCCUGGACCAAACAGGAGUGGGAGCGCCCGUCGCCGGACCCGGGCUACCCGGUCCCUAUACUGCUGUUCCUGGUUUCUUAGCCUAUUAUGAGGUCUGCCAAGGAAUCAAAUCUCGCUCAUGGAAAGAGUCCCGAACGGAGGACGGCACCUAUGCUGUAGAGACGUCACAGUGGGCAUCUUACCUGCGGCCUGAAGAGGCCCACCGGGUGGGAGCGAGCGCGCGGCGGGCGGGUCUGCGCGGGACCGCGCUGUGGGCCCUAGACCUCGACGACUGGGCCGGCCGCUGCGGCUGCGGGCCUCAGCCGUUGCUCUCCGCCUUGAGACAAGGACUCCACGAACCCACCAUUCCGCCUUUGAUAUGUCUGCAAUAAAAACUCUGAUUAAUAUAAUUAACCGCCUUUUUGCCCAUGUGCAUAUUGAUCAUCUAUCAUUAUAUACGACACCUCGGAAAAUAUCUAACCAUGCACUUCAUGUUUAAACUUAUAUGUGAUCGUACGUAACCAGAAUACGUAACCAACUGAAAUCGAACUAAAAGUCUGAAGAUAAAACUUUCAUUUCUCCGUGUACAAUGUAUUUUUAAUCAAUUCAUUAACAAGACUAGUAUUUUUAAAGAUGUUUUUAAUGAGUAGGUACAUGUGAGUGUGUGAAGACAUAAGCAUUUAUUUACAAAACAAUCGAUAAUAUGCCAUUGUGAUAUUUUGAGUAGAUAAAAAUUAAAAUAUUGUAAGUAAUAAAUUUUUUUUUACAA